AUGCCAUUACUAUUUAAAGGUUUCAAUCGUAUGGCGAAACCAUUUGCUGUUACUGCGCAAUUUUCUGCCAAGCAUCCAAUACAUGUCAUUUUAUCUGUUUUAUUUAUUACUACUGUUGCAUAUUUAUCAGUUAUCCAAUAUUAUGUCAGUGGAUUCCAAUUUUCAACUUCAUUGGAAAAUAAAGUCUCUGAUCUAACCGAUUAUGAAUUUUCAAAUGUUUUUCAAAGUUGUACUCAUUUUUAUAAAGAUUCUCCAAAGGCUAAAGAAUGGACACAAAUAUCUUUGGCUCAAGCUAGAGAAAACUUCCCUGACUCAAAUCAUUUUUUCUUACAUAAAUUAAGAUUUGACCCUAAGGAUAUCAUUUCCCCAAUUUUACCAACAUUCAAUAAUACAAUCUAUGAUAGUAAUAAUACCAAAUACAUUCUUGAACAAAACCCUGAUGCUAUCGAUGACCAACUCUAUUGUCAUAAAGGCAUUUCUAACGCAACUCAAUGGAGAGAAAUUAAUCAUCAAGGAAGUAAUUGGUUUGAUUUAGCUAGGAUCGUCACUAACCUUUAUGAAUUAGGUACUAAUCAUAUUAAUGAAGCCGAUUCCUUCGACAUUAUUAUUAUUUCUAUGGCUUAUGUGACAAUGGUUUAUACGAUAUUUAAUUUGUUUGUUAAAUUAAAUCAAGAAAGUGAACAAUCAAACUAUUGGUUAGGUAUCUCUACAAUUGUAAACUCUGGUUGUUCAUUGGUACUCUCUUUAUAUGUUACUCAAUGUUAUUUAAAGAGAACAGUUCCUAUUUUGAGUUUAAUCGAAGGUUUGCCAUUUUUAAUUGUUAUAUUAGGCUUCAAGAAUCAAAUAAAAUUGGCCACUAAUGCUUUGAAAAAAAUUGAAAAAAUCAGUAUAUCUAAGAAAAUUACACCAGAUAGAAUAGUUCACGAUGCAAUGCUCGAAGAAGGUGGUCGUUUGGUUCAAGAUAAUUUAUUAUGUUUGAUCGCAUUCAUCGGUUGUUCUAUUUAUGCUAAGAGUUUAUCAAUCUUAAGCAAUUUCUGUAUAUUAUCUGCAAUGAUUUUAAUAUUUGAAGUUUUCUUAACUUGCACUUUCUAUUCUGCUAUAAUUUCCUUAAAAUUAGAAAUUAAAGUAAUUCACAGAUCUACUAUUAUCAAACAAACUUUAGAAGAAGAUGGUGUUAUCCCAAUGACUGCUGAAGCCAUUUCUAACGCCAAAGAAAAUAAAUCUACAAACAAUAUUUGGUUAUUAUCUCCAACCUCCUUAGCAUUUGGUAAAUUGAUAUUAGUGGGUUGCUUCUUAUUUAUUCACAUUUACAACUUUGGAUUAGGUUCUUUCUCUAAUUAUCAAAAUUUUGUUGAUUAUAUCAUGAAUUAUUCAUCAGAUAAUGAUACUAUCAUUUCCCAUCCAAAGGCUUUACCACAGUUUGUUAAGUUAAUCCACAAUUCUGACAAUAGUGAUAAAAGACCAAUCCUUAUUUCAUUAAUUCCAACACAAUAUUAUGAACCAACUAAAAAAAUUCACGAAAUUGAAGAUUUCAUCAUUGAUUUGUUGCAUUAUAUCAGUAAAGCUAUUCGUGAUAGAUUUAUUAGUAAACUGGUAUUUUUCGCUUUAAUAAUUAGUGCAUCUAUUAACAUAUAUUUAUUACAUGCUGCAAGGAUUCAUAUUAAUUAUACUGCCGAUGAUUUAAUUCGCAAGAAGGAUUCUUUACUAAAAAAGAUCAGAGAAGUUCCUUCAUUAGCUGGUCCUUCUUCAAGUAAAAGUACAAAAAAGGAUAAAACUACUAAGAAACAAAAGAAUAACAAGAAUAAGUCACCAGCACCACAAAAAUCUGCUAAUAUGAAUAUUAUCCCAAGUAAUCCUUCUCAGUCCUCGUUCUCCUCAACUACUUCAUCUGAAAAUGAUGAUAAUUCUAAACCUUCUCAUACCGUUGAAGAAAUCGAAGAAAUCUUGAAAACAGGAAGUGAAAUUAAAGAUCUACAAGAUAAAGAUGUUGCUACUUUAGUUGUCAAUAAUAAGUUACCAUUAUAUGCAUUAGAAAAAAAAUUAGGUGAUACAACAAGAGCUGUUCUUGUUCGUAGAAAGGCUUUGGCUGUUCUGGCUGAUUCUCCUGUUCUGUCCACUGAACGUCUACCAUAUAAACAUUAUGAUUAUGAUAGAGUAUUUGGUGCCUGUUGUGAAAAUGUUAUCGGUUACAUGCCUUUACCUGUCGGUGUUAUUGGUCCUUUGGUCAUCGAUGGUGUGCCAUAUCAUAUUCCAAUGGCUACCACCGAAGGUUGUUUGGUCGCCUCCGCUAUGCGUGGUUGUAAAGCUAUCAAUUCUGGUGGUGGUGCAGUUACUGUCUUAACUAAAGACGGUAUGACUCGUGGUCCAUGUGUCCGUUUCCCAUCAUUGGCCAGAUCUGGUGCUUGUAAAAUUUGGUUAGAUUCUGUUGAAGGUCAAGAAAAGAUAAAGAAAGCUUUCAACUCAACUUCGAGAUUUGCUAGAUUACAACAUAUUCAAACUGCUCUUGCCGGUGAUCUGCUUUUCAUUAGAUUCAGAACAACAACCGGUGAUGCCAUGGGUAUGAACAUGAUUUCCAAGGGUGUUGAAUUUUCAUUAAAACAAAUGGUCGAAGAGCUUGGCUGGGAAGAUAUGGAAGUUGUUAGUGUUUCUGGUAAUUACUGUACUGAUAAAAAACCAGCUGCAAUUAAUUGGAUUGAAGGUCGUGGUAAGAGUGUUGUCGCGGAAGCUACUAUCCCUGGUGAAGUUGUAAGAAAUGUCUUAAAGAGUGAUGUUUCCGCCUUAGUUGAGUUGAAUAUUUCAAAGAAUUUAAUUGGUUCUGCAAUGGCUGGUUCUGUUGGUGGGUUUAAUGCCCAUGCUGCUAACUUGUUAACUGCUGUUUAUCUUGCUUUAGGUCAAGAUCCUGCUCAAAAUGUCGAAAGUUCUAAUUGUAUUACUUUAAUGAGAGAAAUUGAUGGUGAUCUAAGAAUAUCUGUUUCUAUGCCGUGUAUCGAAGUUGGUACUAUCGGUGGUGGUACAGUUCUAGAGCCUCAAGGUGCCAUGUUAGAUUUACUAGGUGUUCGUGGGCCUCACCCAACUAGUCCUGGUUCAAAUGCAAGACAAUUAGCAAAAAUCAUUGCAUGUGCUGUUAUGGCUGGAGAAUUAUCUCUAUGUGCUGCUUUAGCUGCUGGUCAUCUUGUUCAAAGUCAUAUGACUCAUAACCGUGCUAAGAAACCUGAAGCAGCUCCAACAACAGCUCCAAUUACAGCCCCAUCCCUUAACUCAUCUACACCAUCCACUUCAAAUGCCCAGAGUACCGAUUCUACACCAGUGAAUGACAUUGAGCGCCUGAAAGAAGGUGCAGUUACUUGUAUUAAAUCCUAG
Messenger RNA from Maudiozyma saulgeensis, 3360 nucleotides. NCBI's taxonomy places the organism in Eukaryota, Fungi, Ascomycota, Saccharomycetes, Saccharomycetales, Saccharomycetaceae. The record is from the annotation of a GenBank genome assembly.